This is a messenger RNA of Epithele typhae, 435 nucleotides long. RefSeq lists its product as uncharacterized. Bases 1 to 435 code for a protein of 144 amino acids. NCBI's taxonomy places the organism in Eukaryota, Fungi, Basidiomycota, Agaricomycetes, Polyporales, Epitheliaceae. The record is from RefSeq and is a predicted model, not a curated record. The transcript is spliced from 2 exons.
AUGGCGCUCUCGGCGGCUCGUCGGGACUGGGGAAUGCGACUGCUGCCGCGCUCGUCUCGCUUGUCCCGCACUGCGCCCGUCACAUAUGCCGCGGAACCGGAAGACGAUCAACAGCUCUCUCUCUCGAACUCCUGGCGGGUCAUCUCGCACGGCGCGUUCACGGACUCGCGCAUCGGCAUUGUCCUCCUCGUCGCCGCGCUCGAGCUCGUCCGCGGAACGCGACGUGAGUACGACGUGCUCCUGCAGCGCACGAACGCGGCGCAGCACCCCGUCCGCGCGCUGCAACACAUGAUCCAGCUCGCGGGCGCGUACUUCGUCAUGCUCCUCGCGAUUUUGUCGCUCGACGAUGCGUGCCUCUCCAGUGAGGGCGCGGAGCCGGGUCGGCCCAUGUCCAUUGUGCCGCAGGAUACACCACAGACGCGCCAUAGCUGCUGA